Spodoptera littoralis (African cotton leafworm) is the source of this 2313-nucleotide messenger RNA. NCBI's taxonomy places the organism in Eukaryota, Metazoa, Arthropoda, Insecta, Lepidoptera, Noctuidae. The record is from the annotation of a GenBank genome assembly.
AUGGGUUCCAAAAAACAUAAGAAGGAAUCGAAGAAGAAGAAGCACAGGAGUCGGUCUCGUUCCCCACUGGAAAAUGAGGAGGUUCAACGUGAUCGUACGGAACGCAAAAAGCAUCGGAAACAUAAAGAUCGCAAACGAGACCGCUCCCCAGACGUUGAGGAGGUGCCGGUAGACUCCCACCUCGGCAAGGACACGGCAGCCCGCUCCCACAGCCGCAGCAGCAGUGUAGAACGUGACAGACGAGCCAGGGAACAAAACCGCAAAGAGAAAGAUGAAGAGAACCACAGGGAGAAGAGUUCAGAGAGUGAAGCGAACACGUUCAUACCAGCUCGCUCGGCCGACCGCUCGCAGUCACCGCCCUCCACCAGUGGUGGCGGUGCGCAGGAGAGCCUGUCCAUCGAGGAGACCAAUAAGUUACGAGCUAAACUUGGACUGAAGCCACUGGAACAGAAUGAAAAACCUGGAGAUGAUGGUAAAAUAAAGGAUGAUCUGGGCGAGUUUUACCACAAGCCAGCAGCUAACCUUGCACAGCAGAAGAAAUCGGAGAAAAUAAGAGAGAAGCUUCAAGUGCACAAGGAGAAGAGGAAGAUUGAACAAAAGCUACAGACAACACUACUAGCUGAGGAAUCAGACGAAGACGAUGCUGCUGCCUGGGUGAAGCGCUCUCGGGAGAUUGAUAAACAAAAACGUGAAGCUGCCAAAAGGGCAGCGAUGUUGGACGAGAUGGACGCGGUGUUCGGAGUGUCUGCGCUGGUGGAGCAGGACUCGCGCGAGGCGCGCCAGCGCUCCUACACGCACAACCAGCUCAAGGGACUCAGGGUCGCGCACGACAUCGACGCCAUAAGCGAGGAGCGCGAGGUGGUGUUGACACUGGCGGACAAGGACGUGCUGGCCGAGGACUCGGAGGAUGUACUCGUCAACGUUAACAUCGUCGAUGACGAGAGGACCAAGAAGAAUCUAUUGGAAGCGAAGAAGGCGAAGGCCGGUUACCGCGCGUACGACGACGAGGCGGACUUGGAAGCUGCAGCGCUGGGCUUCGAGCGACCCGUGCUGGCCAAGUAUGACGACGAGAUCAACAAGGGGAAGGAAGCCAAGACCAAGGGCUUCUUCAUUGGAGACGAGGACGUGCUCGAAGCCAAGAAGUUCAGGGAUAUGAUGCGCCAGGAUCGUCUCCAAGGCGGUGGCGACAAGAGGCUGGAAAGCCUGCAACUACCUGCGCUGCAACUGGCCUCCGACUAUAUGGACGAACAUGAGUUGCAGGCCAAGUUCAAGAAGACCAAGAGAAAGGGCAAGAUACGCAAGAAACCGAAACAGGAACCUAUCGAUGUGGAAGACUAUGACGCGGCCACCGCACCGCUCGAUACAGACGACACAGAAGUGAAAACAGAGCUACUGGCGCAGCCGCUGGCGGUGGACGAGGACGAGGCCGAGCCCGACACCGAGCUGCAGGCCGCGCUGGCCCGCGCGCGCAGGCUGCGACAGGCUGAGAAAGCUGAGGACGCGCAGUUCAAACUGCCCAAGGUAGAAGAGAUCCUGGAGCGAGUGAAGGAGGAGGAGCCUCAAGAGGAGGAGGGCAGCGCCAUGGUACUGGACGCCACUGCAGAGUUCUGUCGCACUCUAGGAGAUAUACCCACUUACGGACUGGCAGGGAACAGGGACCAUCACGCUGAGAUCAUGGACUUCGAGCGCGAGGACAUGGAGGUGGAGGCCGAGGCCGACAGUACUGCGGGCGCGUGGAGCCGGGUCGAUGUAGACAAUGAGAAACCUGCUGACCUUGCUGCGGGUUCGCACGUGGGCCUGGAGGCCGAGCCCCGGCUGGGUGCCGGAGUAUGGGGCGCGCUGCAGCUGGCGCUCAGCAAGGGGUACCUCGAGCGCGCGGGGGCUGCGCCCCAGCCUGCCUCCGCCGCCAAACAUCUGCUCACCGCCAGGCACUACUCCAUCGAGGACAAGACAUACGGGGAGGACGACAAGUACGGACGUCGUGAGCGAGGCGGUCACUCGGGCCCGCUGCAGGACUUCCGCGAGAAGAACAACUUCAGACCCAACAUCAAACUGGAGUACGUGGACGACGACGGACGACCACUCUGUCCCAAGGAGGCAUUCCGGUACCUCUCACACAAGUUCCACGGGAAGGGACCCGGCAAGAACAAGCAGGAGAAGAGGAUUAAGAAAGCCGUGCAGGAAGGGCUGAUGAAGAAGAUGAGUUCGACGGACACCCCGCUAGGCACCCUGCAGAUGUUACAGGACAAGCAGCGCGAGACUCAGUCUCCAUACAUCGUGCUCAGCGGACUCAAGCGGGACUCUACCAACUGA